Spizellomyces punctatus DAOM BR117 is the source of this 2034-nucleotide messenger RNA. RefSeq lists its product as uncharacterized. Gene Ontology annotation, cellular component: Golgi apparatus. NCBI's taxonomy places the organism in Eukaryota, Fungi, Chytridiomycota, Chytridiomycetes, Spizellomycetales, Spizellomycetaceae. The record is from RefSeq and is a predicted model, not a curated record. Gene Ontology annotation, biological process: endoplasmic reticulum to Golgi vesicle-mediated transport; intra-Golgi vesicle-mediated transport; endocytosis. Gene Ontology annotation, molecular function: protein binding; GTPase activator activity. Bases 107 to 1885 code for a protein of 592 amino acids. The transcript is spliced from 6 exons.
AUCGCUUUUCGAUAAAUCCGCCCUCCUCGUGCGUGUUCCUGUUGAGAAACAGGUCGUGCUGAUAGAAAUCUCAAAGUGCAUUCAUACCCGUUAAGCUACUGCAACGAUGAGUGGUCUAAGUGAACGUGAAAAGAAAAAGCGUGACGAGCAGAAUGUUAAAAUCUUGCAAGAACUUUUGGCUUUGCCCGAGAAUCAGGCGUGUGCUGACUGUGGAGAAAGAGGACCCCGCUGGGCGUCGUCCAACCUGGGAGUCUUUCUAUGCAUCCGCUGUGGAGGAUUGCAUCGAAAACUGGGUACUCACAUCUCCAAAAUCAAAUCGGUUACCCUCGAUUCAUGGACUCCUGAGCAGAUUCAGGUCAUGAGAGACUGGGGAAAUAAGAAAGCCAAUGAAAGGUUUCUUGCUGGUGGAGGCCCGGUUGUACCAUCCCACAGUGAUUACGACAUGGAAAUGUACAUUCGCAACAAGUACGAGAAAAGGACGUUUGAGAGUCCUGGCGGAGCGGCUCGUAUCCAAGAUGCCAACCUCGCCAGAGAUGCCACUGUCUAUGCCGCCCAAUUGCGUACCCUAGCUGGCAUGGGAUUCCACGACCAAGCCCGCAACAUUGUGGCAUUGAAGCGUUCGAAUGGCAACAUUGACUCUGCCGUCGAAUUGAUAGUGUCUCUGCAGAGAGGAGACGGGGGACAGAGCAGUGCAGCUGGCGGAUCUAAGAAUGCAAGCAGGUCGGGUACGCCGGGACCGUCGUCAGUACGUGACACCGUUCACAACCAGGCGAGAAACGCCGUUCAAGCCGCUCUUAUAUCUCUUCAAGCCAUGGGCUUCAACAAUGAGGAAGAGAACCUUCAAGCCCUCAGAGCUACCAAUGGACAGUUGGAUGCUGCCGCCAACAUGCUACUAGAUGCAAGGAACAGGAGAAUGUCACAACAGAUAAGUGCAAGCGCUCAGCCGCCGGCCCUUCCACCCAGAAACGAAUCUAUAGCCGCCAAUCCCAACUUUGUGCUUGAACCGCCCACAUCUGCGAACCGAGGAAACAGGGUACAAAGACAACAGGUAGCUGGGCAACAACAACAGCAACAACCUUCACAGCCAUCCCAAUCUCAAAAUGAUCCAUUCGGAGGGUUUGGAGGCGAUUUGUUCAGUGCUCCCCAACAGCAAGUCGCUCCACAGCAACAACAGCAACUGCAGCAACCUUCCAACCCUCUAACCGACCUCUUUGGCGCCCCAGAACCCUUUCAACAGCCACAAGCUCCCCAAGCCCAAGCCCAAGCACCAUCCCGAGCUGCUCCUGCAAAAGAAUCGAUCAUGUCCCUCUUUAAUACUCCCAACCCUCAUCAACCUGCUCUGGGCUUCCAAAACCCAAAUAUGGGAAUGCAAUACUUCAACCAGGCGGGUGGUGGCGGUUUCCCCCAACAUCAACAACAAAUGUUCCCUCAGCACCAGCAGCAAAUGUUUGGCCACCAACAGUUCCAGCCUCAAAUGAUGGGCAUGCAAAAUUUGGGAAUGGGAGGCAUGCAAAGGCCGGGAAUGAAUGGGAUGCCGCAGCAGGCAUAUUCCAAUGUGAACAACCCGUUUUCUGCAUCUCAGCAGCAGCUGCCACAACAGCAACAGCAGCCGACAUAUGUGUACGGAUCCAGGCCGAGUAAUCCUUUCGGAGCUACUCAACCGGGUAUGUUCACCACCUCGGCUGCCACCGUGCCACGGGCGCUCGACGUAGGUCUAGGUUCGGGAGGAUUUGGUGGCUUCCAGCAGGCUCCGGACCAACAAGCUCAGGUUGCAUCUAAACCGGAUCCGUUCGCGGAUUUGGGUCCCUCCUUUGGUGGGGCUGCGAGACCUCAGCAGCAGCAACAGCAGCAGCGACAGGUUUCUCAGCAGAACAUGCUCUUUUAAAGAAAGGAUAUAAACAAGGUUGGGUUGGUGUGUGGGUCAAUUGUUUUUCAUGGAAUUAUACAGUUCGGGUUGAUACAGGAAUAAUGUGCGACUCCGUAGCCCGUUUGUAAGCGUCCGAUAAAACAUAUAUUUGUCAUUGUGAAUGCGUA